AUGCUUACACGGCUCUCCGCGCCCAACCAUCGCCGCCGGUGGACUUUCCUCCGUCUCCUUUCGAAAACUUCCACCACAACUUCCGUCGCCGAUCACCCGCCAUCACGAAGCUCAGUUCCCUUGAGCUCAUUCAUUCUCAGCCCAUCAGACCGGCGAAGCACACCCCAAACGACCACCACCGAGCCGCCGCCAGAUGCUGCUUCUCUGACUUCCCUAAUUCUCAAUUCGUCCGACCGGCGGACCUUGGCUCAGAAGCUCCACUCCCCUUCCAUUCAAUGGAGUCCGGAGCUCGUCAAUACGAUCAUGAAGCGGCUCUGGAACCACGGCCCGAAAGCUCUGCAAUUUUUCCACUUGCUCUCCCACCACCCUUCGUACUGCCACGAUGCCUCUUCAUUCGACCACGCCAUCGACAUAUCGGCUCGCCUCCGCGAUUUCCGAACUCUGUGGACUCUGGUCUCCCGGAUGCGAUCAACCAAGAUAGGUCCUUCGCCGAAAACAUUCGCCAUUAUUGCUGAGAGGUAUGCUUCUGCGAAAAGACCUCAUAAGGCUCUGGAUAUCUUCUUGUCUAUGCAUGAAUACGGAUGGUUCCCUGAUUUGAACUCCUUCAAUGCGCUUCUUGAUGUGCUGUGCAAGUCGAAUCAUGUGGAAAUGGCUUAUAAUUUGUUCAAGGCGUUGCGAGGGAAGUUCCGUGCUGAUUGUGUCAGCUAUAAUACAAUUGUGAAUGGUUGGUGUCUGAUUAAGAGGACGGGGAAGGCGGUGGAGGUGAUGAAGGAGAUGGUGGAGAGGGGGGUGAGUCCGAAUUUGACUACAUACAAUAUAUUGAUUAAAGGGUAUUUUAGAGCUUCUCAGAUUGAGGAAGGCUGGAAGUUCUUCUUGGAAAUGAAAAAGAGGAAAUGGGAGGUUGAUGUUGUGACUUAUACUACUGUGAUCCAUGGGCUUGGUGUUGCAGGCGAGAUUAAGAGAUCUCGGAAUGUUUUUGAUCGGAUGGUCAACGAAGGAGUUCUUCCUUCUGUGGCAACUUACAAUGCUUUUAUUCAGGUUUUGUGUAAGAAGGACUGUUUGGAGAAUGCUCUAGUGAUUUUUGGAGACAUGGUGAGAAAAGGUUAUGAGCCAAAUGUAACAACUUACACUGUGCUCAUUCGAGGGUUGUGUCAUGCUGGUGAAUUUGAGAAGGCAUUGCAGUUUAUGGGGAAUAUGAAAGGUGAUGGUUGUCAGCCGAAUUUGCAGACCUACAAUGUGAUGAUUCGGUACUUAUGUGAUGCUGGAGAAAUCGAUAAGGGGUUGGAUUUGUUUGAGAAAAUGGGUGGUGGGGAUUGCUUGCCCAGUUUGGAUACCUACAACAUUCUGAUAAGUGCAAUGUUUGUCCGGAAAAAAGCAGAUGAUUUAUUAUUUGCUGGGAAAUUGUUAAUUGAGAUGGUUGAUAGAGGAUUCGUUCCUCGGAGAUUUACUUUCAAUCGGAUACUUAAUGGGCUGUCAUUAACUGGUAGUCAUGAAUUUGCUAGGAAGAUUCUGAGAUUGCAAAACGACCAGCUUGUAGAUGCCCACCUUCACCAUGCAAAGAUUACUACUACAGCUGUUUAUUGGUUCGUCUGUAACUCACCAUCUCCCAAGUCUUGCGAGCAUUAUGCCUGUGCUGAGGAUGUCAACAAGCAGCCACUGCUUGAAUACAACGAACAGUGAGCAGUGGUUCCAUCACAAUGGCUGAAUUGCCUGUACCCCUCUUCCACCUCCGUGUGCUUCAUCCCAUCCUGUCAAUUCAACUUCAAUGUACUUCGAUGCCCUGUCCUCCCCGUCAAUUCCCCUCGCCACAACCUCAACAAUUUGCUCCACAUGUUCCCUCGUUGGCUUGUUAAACAGCAAGACCUCAUUGAUUCGUUGUGAUAUCUCGGCCCGAAGAUGCCAUUCAGAAAUAUGCGAAAUCCUGUGCUUCCAGUUCCUGCCGCGAAACAUUGGAGUAAAUUCCUGCCGCGAAACAUUUCAAGGAAGGAUAUGGCCGACGUUGUGGUGGGAAUAUUCGUGAGACGGCGUGGUGGCAUUGGAGGUCAUGAUGACGAUUGCUUGUCGAAAACUGACUUCCUGCCCGUCCACGCCGGCGGCGAGAUUCCCGCCGUCGACGAUUUGCAGAAUCGCGUCGGCGAUGUCGGGUAGGGCUUUCUCGACGUGACGGAGCAGGACGACGGAGGCUGGCCUGCGGCGGAUUGUUUCGGUCAGUCGGGAGGUGAAGAGUUCUCGUGGGUAAUCGGCCGCCCGGUCGAUUCUAAUCAGCCAAUCUGCCGACCCGAGGAACUCGAUUGCUAAUGCUCUGGCUAGCAGUGAUUUCCCAACUCCGGUUGGGCCGUGAAAGAAGAAGCUGGCGAAUGGCUUGUUUGGGUCUUCGAGAGCUGUACUGGCGCGGCGGAGUGCAAGGGUGAGUGCCUUGACAGCUUCGUGUUGCGGCCAAAGACAUGGGCUUUUAGCCUCUGAUCCAAGUCCAGAAGAUUAUCUUUCUCAAGCUUCACCUUCAACAUGAUCUUCUCUGGGUACUGGUUUGUUCUGUCUGGGAUUUAAGUGAUGAUUUUGGGUUGGAUUCCCUUCUCUUUGUGUCGUUCUUUAUAAAGUGUAGCAGAAGAGAGGAGAGGAGAGGAGAGAUUGCCCGAUUUUCAAUUUCCAAACGGUUGGAGGGAGUUCCCGGAGGCGGCCAUCAUCAGAAACAGCUCCAGCAUCAAAAGGAGCAAACCAUAUUGAUUGGCCUGGCUUGGCUAUGCAUCCACAGCUUCAGCUAGCUACUGGCUAGCUUAUCAUCAGGAAUCAGGAUAGCUGGUUAGUUUAUCUUGUCAUUUUCUGCUGCUGUGCUCUGCUUUCGCAGCAAGCUGCAUGCGGGACUUUUGAUUAAUCAAAGUGGGAGGAGUAGGGGUGUUCGUUUAUCCCGUAAUAUUUUCAGCUUCCGGGUUAAAAUAAAAUGCACGUUAUACCACUAAAUUUGAGAAUUGGGGAAGAGAAAAACUUUAGGGAGAAACGAAUUGAAGGGGUG
This is a messenger RNA of Linum tenue, 3010 nucleotides long. The record is from the annotation of a GenBank genome assembly. NCBI's taxonomy places the organism in Eukaryota, Viridiplantae, Streptophyta, Magnoliopsida, Malpighiales, Linaceae.